Messenger RNA from Alternaria arborescens, 462 nucleotides. RefSeq lists its product as hypothetical. The transcript has a single exon. The record is from RefSeq and is a predicted model, not a curated record. NCBI's taxonomy places the organism in Eukaryota, Fungi, Ascomycota, Dothideomycetes, Pleosporales, Pleosporaceae. The coding region runs from base 1 to 462 and encodes 153 amino acids.
AUGAAAUCUCUCCUGUUCUUUUCAACCAUACCUUCCACUCUUGCACUAGUCGCACCGCUCGAGCGCCUGAAACCCAAUGUCUAUAAACGUGACGCACAUUGGGGAACAAAGUCUUGGUCGCAUGGUCCCGACACCGCCACCAUUACCGUAACAACGACUUUGAUCGUCACCAUCAACGCCAUCCCGACAGAUGAUGGAGCAAUUCCCAACACCACUACCACGGAAACGAGCGUGACAGCGACAUCCGGCGAUGGUCUCGCACCAACUACGUUGAUCAUGCAGCCCAGUGAGGCUUCUACGCUCCAAGAGACAAGUGACAUCCUAGCACCUAUCACUUUGAUCGAUCUCAGUACGACAUUUUCUCUGUCUACCGCCACUGGAGAUGCGGAUGGCGCCGCACCUACACCAAAUGAUAUCGAGCCAAUUACGUUGAUCAACAUCAGCACUGCGACCCCCAUCUAG